AUGACUGAUGGCGACGGGAGAGUGCACUUUCAGUAUGCAGAUAGCCAAGAGGGACAGGAGCAGGAGGAGGUUUUGGAGGAGGUGAGGCUCGCAAUACUGAAAUCCUACCAGAGUGAUGUAGAACCUGGGGGCCUCUGUGAUGAGGAGUACAUGGAGCACACAGGUAGCUGUAGUAGUGGAAGGAAGAGGAAUGAUGGACAAGGAGAAGCUGAAAUUCAGCAGCAGGAGGAGGAAGUGGAGGAAGCAGAGCUGGAAGUGGAUGUUGGACCAACACUGGAAGUUCGAAUCGUAGCUCCCAUACGGGAUCCGGACUGCGUCUCUGAGGAGGAGGAGCAGCAGCCGUAUCCAGCCCUGGCUCCCAUGGCCUUCUUCUGCUUGAAGCAAACCACACGGCCCCGCAACUGGUGUCUUCGUGUUGUGUGUAAUCCGUGGUUCGAACAUGUAUCCAUGUUGGUGAUCCUCCUCAACUGCGUCACUCUGGGGAUGUUCCAGCCUUGUGAGGAUGUCACAUGUCUGUCAGAGUGGUGUCGCAUACUCCAGGUUUUGGAUGAUUGUAUAUUUGCUUUCUUUGCGGUGGAAAUGAUCAUCAAGAUGGUGGCCCUGGGGAUUUUUGGUAGCAACUGUUACCUUGGUGACAAAUGGAACCAGCUGGACUUUGUCAUCGUCAUGGCUGGUGUGUUGGAGUACUCUCUGGAUGGACAGAAUGCCAGUUUCUCAGCCAUUCGUACUGUACGUGUCCUGAGGCCUCUACGAGCCAUCAACAGAGUACCAAGUAUGAGAAUCUUGGUGACACUACUGUUGGACACCCUGCCUAUGUUGGGAAAUGUCCUCCUCCUGUGCUUCUUUGUCUUUUUCAUCUUUGGGAUUGUUGGAGUCCAGCUGUGGGCGGGACUUUUGCGAAACCGCUGCUUCAUGGGAGGGAAUAUCAGAACGAAAUAUAACUUGUCAAUCAGUCCCUACUACAUGUCAGAGGAAGGCGAAGACAGCCCGUUUAUCUGCUCGGCAGCUCGUGAGAACGGUAUGCUUCGGUGCAAUGAUGUUCCAGCCUACACCGAGGCCAAGAUUGAGUGCCAAUUACCGGCACCUCACCAAAGUUCAGAUCUGAUUGGAAUAGCCCCUACGGUGGGAGGGGCCAGUGUAAAUGGAUGUGUUAAUUGGAACCAGUACUACAAUGUGUGCCAACCUGGGGAUCGCAACCCGCACAAGGGAGCUGUCAACUUUGACAACAUCGGCUAUGCUUGGAUUGCUAUUUUUCAGGUCAUCACACUGGAAGGAUGGGUGGAUAUCAUGUACUAUGUCAUGGAUGCUCAUUCAUUCUACAAUUUUAUAUAUUUUAUACUGCUUAUUAUUGUGGGAUCUUUCUUCAUGAUCAACUUGUGCCUCGUGGUCAUAGCCACCCAGUUCUCAGAGACAAAGCAACGGGAGAAUGCGCUUAUGAGGGAGCAGCGUGCUCGCUACAUGUCCAAUGAUUCCACGCUUGCCAGUUACAGUGAACCGGGGUCAUGCUAUGAGGAGAUGCUUCGUUAUAUAAGUCAUCUUUACCGGAAGUUGACACGCAGAGUGCAAAGAAUAUACUCUGGAUGGCACAGUAAACGGCGUAAAAAGGUGAAUCCUAACGGCAGUGGUGGAGGAAGUAACAGUGGAGGUAAUGGACAUGGCCAUGGCUCUAGCAGGGGCUCUGGCCCAGGUAGCGCUUUGUGGUUGAGGCCAAUACGCAACUUGUUGCAGCACCAUCAGCACCAGCACUGUCGGUUCCCAAAUGGGGGGCAGCACGUGAGCAGCGUUGCAAGUGCUGAGCUCUUGGCUGCAGAAGGAGGUGUUGGAGGAGCAGUGGAACUGGAGAUGAAGUCACUUCCUGUUGCUAAAGGAACUACAAAUGGAAAUAGCAGUGGCGGCAAUCAAUCAGUUGUCACCCAAGGCAUGGGGGCCUUGCUCAGGAGACUAAAUGGAGGGAUGAACUACCCUACUAUUCUGCCAUCAUUUGUGUGCAGUUACAGCAGCAAGACACCGCCACCUCACUCCCAGCAAGGUGGUCACAGUCCAGAUCAGCAUCCGCCAAACCAUUCCACAUCUGAGCACACGGAAAAAAUAAACAAGCUCUACCAGCUUGUGGGACAGCACAGUCAACAGAGUGUGUUGUACCAGCUGGCAGGGAUGGUACCCAGUCCACUGCUCCUGGAGCUACUGAGCUGCCCUCUCUGUGCCCGCAGCUUGGAGACCAUUGAACUGGAGUUGGGUGAUUUCGAAGGUUGCAGGGGAGAAGCUGAUGGACAGCACGACUACCUUCAGGGAGGAGAUCUGAGAAGUGGGAGAAGUCGGGGCAGACGAAACGGGGCGAUGCAAUACAAAAACGGAGCGCUCCGGGCAUGGAUAAAUUUCAGGGAGAAACUGAAGAGAAUAGUGGAGAGCAAAUACUUUAACAGGGGGAUCAUGACUGCCAUUCUUGUCAACACUCUCAGCAUGGGGAUAGAGUACCAUGAGCAGCCGGAGGAGUUGACAGAUGUGCUCGAGAUCAGCAACAUCGUCUUCACUAGCAUGUUUGUUUUGGAGAUGGGCUUCAUGCUGCUUGCUUUUGGCUUAUUUGGAUACAUAAGAAACCCAUACAACAUAUUUGACAGCAUCAUUGUAAUUAUCAGUGUGUGGGAAAUAAUUGGUCAAGCUGAUGGUGGGUUGUCGGUCCUGCGUACGUUCCGUCUGCUUCGGGUUCUGAAGUUGGUUCGUUUCCUUCCUGCACUGAGGAGACAACUUGUCGUCCUGAUGAAGACGAUGGAUAAUGUGGCUACCUUCUGCAUGCUUCUGAUGCUCUUCAUCUUUACCUUUAGCAUACUGGGUAUGCAUCUGUUUGGCUGCAAAUUCAGUCUUCAGACUGAUGAUGGAGACACUAUUCCUGACCGAAAGAAUUUUGACACUCUACUGUGGGCCAUUGUCACCGUAUUUCAGAUUCUAACCCAAGAGGACUGGAACGUGGUGCUGUAUAACGGUAUGGCCUCCACCUCCCCAUGGGCGGCCCUCUACUUUGUUGCCCUAAUGACAUUUGGAAACUACGUGCUUUUCAACCUGCUAGUGGCCAUAUUGGUAGAAGGCUUCCAGGCUGAGGGUGAUGCAAAUCGCUCAGAGUCAGAUGAUGACAAAAAGUCAGACAACUUUGAGGAGGAUGAGAAAAUAGAGCAGCUCAGAGACACUGAGCUAAAGAUGUAUACUCUGAUGAUGACAGCCAAUGGCCAUGUUGACCCGCGUGGUUCAAUGGCUCCUCCCAUAAUCAUGCGAACGGCAGCAACACCCAUGCCCACUCCGAAAAGCUCUCUGGGCCCGGAAUCCUACCUGGAGGAGGAGGUCAUGGCAAGAGAGGGUGUUCUGCAAUAUGGAGAAGUCGGACCUCCCAAUCCAGAGACCGUCCACCAAGACUCACGUCGUGGAAGCUCCACCUCAAUGGAUGCCUUAACAUGUGAUCAAAGAUCUUUGAGCCACUCAAGUCCUGUGAGGCGUUCCCCGCUUCUUCCACGUGGCUCCAGCUCAUGGGGAAGUCGACGCUCUAGUUGGAAUAGCCUGAGUAGAGCACCGAGCCUCAAAAGGCGAGACACUAGUGGCGAAAGAGAGAGUCUGUUGUCCGGAGAGAGAGGGGAGGAGGAAGAUGAUAUGGAUGGUGAUGCCGGUGCUGGCGGGUAUGACAACAAAAUCCAGCCGGACCCUUUUGAGCUGCUGCAGGCCUCCACUCUCUGCCCUGACAUUGUGGCUCAGUAUGGUGACUGUAACGGGGGUAGCAUGACUUACAAUUCCAACGUGAACACCGACUCCAAAGAUGACUCCUUGCCUGAAGAUGACAUUGAUGAUGACAGUUCUCUUUGCUUCGUGAUCAAGAAAGAGCUCUGCAAUAUGAAACCUCGCUGGUGCAAAGAACAUGAAGAAUGGACGCUGUAUUUGUUUGCACCUGAAAACCCAUUCCGCGUGUGGUGUCAAAGUGUGAGUUCUCACAAAAUGUUUGACCACAUAGUUCUGGUUUUCAUCUUCCUCAACUGCAUCACUAUCGCUCUGGAAAGACCUAAUAUACAGCCUCACAGCACGGAGCGAAUAUUUCUUGGUGUGUCCAACUAUGUAUUCACUGUGAUCUUCCUAGCAGAGAUGACAAUAAAGGUGGUAGCCCUCGGGUUCUGCUUUGGGAAGCAGAGCUACCUUCAGUCCAGUUGGAAUGUUCUGGAUGGUAUGUUGGUAUUUGUGUCUCUGGUCGACAUUCUGGUCUCUUUGGCUUAUUCUGGUGGCAACCGGAUCCUUGGCAUCCUCAGAGUUCUGCGCUUGCUACGUACAUUGCGCCCACUCAGAGUGAUCAGUCGAGCACCAGGAUUGAAAUUAGUUGUGGAGACGCUCAUCACUUCUCUUCGGCCCAUUGGCAACAUUGUACUGAUCUGCUGUGCUUUCUUCAUUGUGUUUGGCAUCUUGGGAGUACAGUUAUUCAAAGGGAAAUUCUACCACUGUGAAGGUCUUAACACCAAAAACAUUACCAACAAGUCGGACUGUCUGCAAGCCAACUAUGGCUGGAUACGAAGGAAGUACAACUUUGACAAUCUGAUUCAGGCUCUGAUGUCUUUGUUUGUGCUGUCAUGUAAGGACGGCUGGGUCAAUAUUAUGUAUGACGGCCUGGACGCGGUGGGAGUGGACCAACAGCCUGUGAGGAACCACAACCCGUGGAUGCUGCUGUACUUCAUCUCCUUUCUGCUCAUCGUCAGCUUUUUUGUGCUCAACAUGUUCGUCGGCGUUGUGGUGGAGAAUUUCCACAAGUGUCGGCAGGACCAAGAAGAGGAGGAGGCCCGCUUACGGGAGGAGAAAAGGCUCAAAAUCAUAGAAAAAAAGCGCAGGAGUAAGGAGAAUGGAGGGGCUGAGGCAAAACAGAGGCCCUACUAUGCUGAUUACUCCACCCCGCGUUUGACCAUCCAUACACUGUGCACCAGUCAUUACCUGGACCUCUUUAUCACCUUCAUCAUAUGCAUCAAUGUGUUCACCAUGAGCAUUGAGCACUACAAUCAACCACAGUAUUUGGAGGAGGUUUUGAAGUACUGUAACUACGUGUUCACCUUCAUCUUUGUCAUCGAGGCCCUGCUUAAACUUGUGGCUUUUGGGAUACAACGAUUUUUCAAAGACAGGUGGAACCAGCUAGAUAUAGCAAUUGUGGCAUUGUCCAUCAUGGGCAUCAUCUUGGAGGAGCUGAAACUGAGUGCUGCUCUUCCAAUAAAUCCCACCAUCAUCCGAAUUAUGAGAGUGCUACGGAUAGCACGAGUACUUAAACUCCUGAAGAUGGCCACAGGCAUGAGGUCUCUGUUGGACACUGUCAUGCAAGCACUGCCACAGGUGGGAAAUCUUGGUCUCCUCUUCAUGCUGCUUUUCUUCAUCUAUGCCGCCCUGGGAGUGGAGCUCUUUGGCAAGCUCGAGUGUAAUGACAACAACCCCUGUGAAGGUCUGAGUCGUCAUGCUACCUUUGAAAAUUUUGGGAUGGCCUUCCUCACACUGUUUCGAGUGUCCACCGGAGACAAUUGGAACGGCAUUAUGAAAGACACACUGCGAGAAUGUCAUCCAGAGGAGCGCCACUGUCUCUCCUACCUGCCCUGGGUCUCUCCCAUUUACUUUGUCACCUUCGUGCUCAUGGCCCAAUUUGUGCUGGUAAAUGUGGUGGUGGCUGUGCUGAUGAAGCAUCUAGAGGAAAGCAACAAGGAGGCAAAAGAGGACGCAGAAAUGGAUGCAGAAAUUGCCAUGGAAAUGGCAAUGGAACAACAACGCAGAUUCAGUACCACCUCUAGUAACAGUUCAGGGGCUGGGACCUUUGUUGGGCCAUGUCCACAGUCGCCUGGCCAGGAGGAAGAAGUGCAGUGUGGUGAUGAUGCACAGCAGUUAUCUGAGAAGAUGUCAGUAUCCAGAAUGCACUCCCUGCCAAACGACAGUUACAUGUUCCGACCUGUGCAACCUGCCAGUGCUCCUUACCCUUUGGAAGAGAUGGAUGUCAGUGCUCAGGACCAACACUCAGGCUCACUGACAUCAGUCCGCUCGCAGCCAUGUGAGAGUCGGGCUCUGCUGCAGGUUCCUGUUUCUCCGGUUCACCUACGACCUCUUCCUUCCAUCAACCUACCACGCAUUGCUCCACCCACGGCCCACCCAUCUCCACGGGCCCUGCGCAGACAGGUGGCACUUAAAGUUGAUUCUGUGGAAGUCCAAAAUUGUGAGCAACAAGAGAGGUCGAACGCCGUCCAUCAACCUCUUCCGUCCCCUUCAUCACAUUCCCCCCUUCGUCUCUCCCCGUCCCCUCUGCCUCCUCCCCGUUCCUCUUCUCCCUCAGCUCUUUCCCUCCCACCCUGUUCUCCUUCCCCAUACUCACUCCAUUCCCUGUCUCCUUCAGCUCUUCCUCCUUUGCUGUCCUCCCCAGCCUCGCUCCCGCCUCUACCGUCCUCUCCAUCACUUCUCCUCCCCCCACCUCGUUCGCCACGCUUCCCAUUGCGCACGGCGAGCCUCCACCGUCCGAGACCGCCCUCCGCCGCCUCCCUCUUUGACCCGGCUGAUGAGGAGGUGUGUCACAUCACCAGUUUGGCCCGCCACAGGCAGAUUACCGAACUGGGAAGAGGACAGGAGGGUAGAGCGAAAGAGGGUCGAAGCCACUCUCUCUCUCCGUACACCGACUCGACCUCCUGGCCUCCCCCUUCUACGUUGCAGCGGCCUUCCUCCAGGAGCGUGCUUGGGGCAGAACUGAAGGACAGGGACUUUAGAAAGGGCUUCAGCGUCGAUACCCAGGGGUUCCAGCACAAGCCGUCAUUAUUAUCUGCCGCUUUCCUCGACGACCAUCGCCGCCACUCCAUUGAAGUGUGUCUCCCGCAAGAUGGAAUCGGGGGUGAUGACCGACACUUUAAGGCGGAGCUACAAAAAGAAAAAAGCAAUUUCCCCAUGAGGGUGCAAUCAGUAGGAGGCGGACACCGAAAAAAGAAGACGAGCCCUCCUUGCAUAUCCAUUCACCCCCCGUCAGAGAGAGAACACCCGCCUUCACCCCCAAAACUGGCAGACUGCAGCAUGAUGCUGAGACGGAGAACGCCAUCUUAUGACUUGACCGCGCACAUGCAGACAAACAAACAAGACGUCCUGGCGGACUCGCAGGCGCACUCGCCGAUGCACCGAGCGCUCACACCCGUCCACAUACCGCUACAAACACACUCGCUGACCCCCUCACCAACCUCCACGCCCGCACACGCGUACACUCCACCGCUCCCGUUGACCCCGACUCACCCGCCUGUCCCAAUAAGCCCGAACAUCUUCAUCCAGCCUCACGCACCUCUCGUCCCGAGGCCUUUCUCACAGACGCGCCCAAUCUCACCCGCCGCCAGGCACGCCGUUGUCACCAGGGAUUGCCUCCCCUUACCGCAAUUCACUUUCGACCAACCGCAGUCCAGAUACCUGUCAGACGAAGAUCCCGCACCCUGCGCUUCCCCAUUUGACACCAAACUGGGACCAGGUGCAGGAUUUAAUGCAAAUAACCGGAGGACCGCCCAAUGA
Messenger RNA from Nerophis lumbriciformis (worm pipefish), 7521 nucleotides. Lineage: Eukaryota; Metazoa; Chordata; Actinopteri; Syngnathiformes; Syngnathidae. The record is from RefSeq and is a predicted model, not a curated record.